AUGAUUUCGACAACUCUAACGAGGCUACGGCCUAUGAUUGCGCCUAGGAACUUAUAUACGAGAGGCGCUGCUAGAAGGACAUAUUCAAAUAAGGCACCAAGCCCAGUGUCUCAGUUCUAUCGCACAUUCACACGGCCCGUCGCAAAGACACUUCUCAUUGCUGUCUUUACGUACCAGUUGGCUUACUGGACUUGGGUGAAACUUGAGACAGAUGAGAUCCGUGCGGAGCGAGAAGCAACGAUUGAGAAGCUUGAGACAACUAUCAAGGAUUAUGAUGCUGCGACAAAGGCAAACAAGGCUUAG
Fusarium redolens is the source of this 303-nucleotide messenger RNA. RefSeq lists its product as uncharacterized. Lineage: Eukaryota; Fungi; Ascomycota; Sordariomycetes; Hypocreales; Nectriaceae. The transcript is spliced from 3 exons. The record is from RefSeq and is a predicted model, not a curated record. Bases 1 to 303 code for a protein of 100 amino acids.